UUGAUUUGUCGACAAGAAUCGCGAGUCAAUGCUCAAACCGAUUGGAAGGAAGGAAAGAAAGAAUAAAAAAGCCGUCAAGAACUUCACACAUUUCAACAAAAAAGAGGGAAUCGAAAGCGAUCAAGAAAUUCACAUCCACAGCAAAACAAAAGGCCGGCGAGAUCCACCAAUGGAGUUCUUCACCCUGUCCGCUGCCGGCGGGGGUUUCUGUCUGAUCGGCGCAUGGGAGGCACUCUCUUCAUUGAAUUCCAUUUCCGAUUCCGAUUCAAAUCCAAAUCCAAAUCCAUCUUCCUCUCUCAACGCUGUCCGACCUCCAUCUCAAUCUCCGCCGUCGACUGCCACAAUCGCUUCAUCUUCAUCAUUUCCGUCGUUCAUUUUCAUCUUCGUUCUCUCAUUGCUCGUCAUAUUAAACUCCCUCGUUUCAUUUUUCGAUGCGAUUAAUUCGAGCGACCGAGUCGGUUCGACCCUCCAGUUACCAGUUCUAGCCGUGGCUUCUCUUUUCUUUCUCUAUUCGAUUCUCGGAGUUUUGGUUAAUAUCAAUGAAUCGGUUCAUCUUCCUUCAACAAUUCUCAGUUUAAUCGCGUUAUUCGCUUUUGUGGAAGAGUUUUUGUUGUUCUACCUGCAAAGGAAAGACACCAGUGGAAUCGAGAAUCGGUACUUCGAUCUCUUGCUUGUCCCUAUUACAAUUUGUGUUUUCGCUACAAUUUUCGAAUUGAACUCCCCCAAAUUGAAUUCCCCCAAAAUUGUUCGUGGGGUUGGGUUGAUUCUGCAGGGGACAUGGUUUUUACAAAUGGGGUUGUCUUUUUUCACCAAUUUGAUAACUGAUGGGUGCUCUUUGCACAAAAAGAGCAGGGGAAAUUACACUAUAAAAUGCAAGGGACACCCUGAAUAUCACAGAGCCAGAGCAAUCGCUACACUUCAGUUCAAUUGCCAUCUUGCUCUUCUAGUGACAUUGGUGGUUGGUGUAUAUUCAAUCAUCAAUUACAGAAAUGGAGGCACCGGAAAUUUUUUGCAGUACCGGCCGAUCGGGGUGGAGAUGCUGCCAUUUGAGUUUCAGGGCCAAUUCACUUUGGAUUCUGAUGAUGAUCUAAGUGAAGAAAGCAAUUUGGGGAAGAGGAAACAAGCAGUGGUCGAUCUGGGCGUGAAUGGUCAUGAUGUUCAUCAAUGAGGUAAAUUCCAUUGGACAUUUUGGUUUAUAAUUGUUUGAGUAUGAUUAGUUUAGACUGCAAAUGUUGUGAUUAACUUGUAUCAAAUGGUUGAGAUGCCUCUCUGUGGUGCUGAUUUAGUUUUUGUUUUAUCAUGAUCAAGAAAUAGAAACAAGUUUUGCUAAUCUUGUGUUCAUUUCUAUAGAUCUAAAUGCAUACUGAAAGUCAAGCUUUGUGUCA
Cucurbita maxima (winter squash) is the source of this 1385-nucleotide messenger RNA. RefSeq lists its product as uncharacterized. The record is from RefSeq and is a predicted model, not a curated record. Lineage: Eukaryota; Viridiplantae; Streptophyta; Magnoliopsida; Cucurbitales; Cucurbitaceae. The transcript has a single exon. Bases 29 to 1168 code for a protein of 379 amino acids.